AUGAAUGUCUUUGGCAACGCACUUAAGUACAGCCCUUCUGGAUAUAUCUACAUUGGGUUGAAAUCAUCUUCAAGCUCUUCUAGCUCAAUUGCGAAGAAGUCUCCUAGUGAGCAAAAGCAGGGGUUUGAUGUCAUUAUUACCGUGAAAGAUACCGGAAAGGGUAUUGGGCCGAAGUUCCUGCAAAGCGACCUGUUCAGCCCAUUCAAGCAGGAGGAUCCUUUUGUUUCCAGCAGCGGGCUAGGGCUGAGUAUUGUUCGCCAUGAUGUUCGGUUUACUCGGGGGGCUCUAUUGAAAUUGAAUCAACUGUGGGACAGGGCACUCAAAUCUCAAUUCACGCACCACUUAUGA
Messenger RNA from Penicillium manginii, 348 nucleotides. Its product is annotated as sensor histidine kinase. The transcript has a single exon. Lineage: Eukaryota; Fungi; Ascomycota; Eurotiomycetes; Eurotiales; Aspergillaceae. Gene Ontology annotation, biological process: protein autophosphorylation. Gene Ontology annotation, molecular function: phosphorelay sensor kinase activity; histidine phosphotransfer kinase activity. The record is from RefSeq and is a predicted model, not a curated record. The coding region runs from base 1 to 348 and encodes 115 amino acids.